CAGUUCUAUAUGUCCCCAAAUGUUAGGAUAUCCACCACUUUCGGUGAAAAUAUCAGACAAUCAAAGAAAGCAAUACUUUUUCUAUGAUGUUCAAAUUUCAGAUGCAGCUACAUCACAUCACAGCCACAUACAUGUCAAAACUAUGACCAAGUGGCUCACUCUACUCUUUAUUACUUAUUAGUCCUUAUACGCUAGCUGCAUUUUUUGUAUAUAUAAUUCCACACAUAGUGUCACACACAUGACCAUUUUGGUAUUUAAAGCUCUUAUAAUUUUCACUAACUUUCAACCAAAUUUUUAUUAUAGAACAUAAAUAAAAUCAAUAAUCAAACACAUACAUAAAAGAAUCUCUCUUUCUUUUGGUUCUGAUUCUUGAGCUAAUUAAUAAUAAUAAUGGCAAUCUAUAGAAUUGCAAUUGGGUCUCCUGGAGAGGCUGGUCAACCUGAUGCAAUUAGAGCUGCAUUUGCUGAAUUUUUUUCUAUGCUCAUUUUUGUUUUUGCAGGGGAAGGCUCUGGCAUGGCUUACAACAAACUUACCAAUAAUGGACCUGCAACACCUGCUGGUCUCAUAGCUGCAUCACUGUCACAUGCAUUUGGACUUUUUGUUGCUGUUUCUGUUGGAGCAAAUGCCUCUGGUGGUCAUGUCAACCCAGCAGUUACAUUUGGUGCUUUCAUGGGAGGAAACAUUACCCUUUUGAGAAGUAUUUUAUAUUGGAUUGCACAAUUACUUGGUUCAGUUGUUGCUUGCAUUCUUCUCAAGUCUGCUACUGGUGGAAUGGAGACAUCAGCUUUUGCUAUAUCUUCAGAUAUAUCAGUUUGGAAUGCACUAGUUUUUGAAAUUGUGAUGACAUUUGGAUUGGUAUAUACAGUUUAUGCAACAGCAGUAGAUCCAAAAAAAGGAAAUGUAGGAGUUGUUGCUCCAAUUGCAAUUGGUUUUAUUGUUGGUGCAAAUAUCUUAGCUGGUGGAGCAUUUGAUGGUGCAUCAAUGAAUCCAGCUGUCUCAUUUGGGCCUGCAGUUGUUAGUUGGACAUGGACUCAUCAUUGGGUCUAUUGGGUUGGCCCAUUUACUGGUGCAGCAAUUGCUGCAAUCAUUUAUGAUAAUAUCUUUAUUGGUGACGAUGGUCAUGAACCCCUCAGUGAUUUUUAGAAAACCAAAUUUUAGAAUAUAUUUUUUUAAUUAAUUUAUACUUGUUUUCUCCAUAUUGAGGAGGGAAUAAAGUGUUGGAAUUUUUUCAACUCCUUUUGAGAUGGUAAUUAGGAAUGAAAAUGAUUUUUGAGUACUCAAUAUUUUUGUUGUAGAAAUUAACGAUUUCUAGCUCUUUCUUUGAUGUAAUAGGGAUGAACAAGAAAAUUUUAUAGAUGAAUGUAGUUAGUUUUAUGAAUAAUAUUUUUUUAAUGGUUA
This is a messenger RNA of Cicer arietinum (chickpea), 1398 nucleotides long. RefSeq names its product aquaporin TIP1-3-like. Gene Ontology annotation, biological process: water transport; transmembrane transport. Lineage: Eukaryota; Viridiplantae; Streptophyta; Magnoliopsida; Fabales; Fabaceae. Gene Ontology annotation, cellular component: membrane. Gene Ontology annotation, molecular function: water channel activity. The record is from RefSeq and is a predicted model, not a curated record.